UUAAGCCUAAAAGAUUAACAUUAUUCACAGGGAAGUGAACUUUUAGACACUCUUGGAGACUCUAUUGAUUGAAUAAGGUCUUUCAAAAAUAGAGAAGAUUAUCUCGACGCACUUCAAAUUCCGUCACCUCAAAAAGGCAAAGAAUCCUCCUUGAAUUCCUCCCAGCCGUCUUUAGUUUCUCUGCGCGCUCUUCUUCGUACAGAAAAAAGAGACAGAUUCUUCCUUUUGUCUAAGUUGCUGUUCGGUGUAAGCACGUCGCUCCCCAAGUGAUCACCGUUCAAUGUCUCUUAGGGAAGCAACAAUGAUCAAUGCUGCUGAAACGGGGCUUCCAGUUCGACUUGAGGGGAAGUUUAAGGCAAUGGUGUUCUGUUGGGUGCUUGGACUUGGGUCUCUUGUGGCUUGGAACAGUAUUCUGACCAUUGGAGAUUAUUACUAUAAAGUGUUCCCGCAUUAUCAUCCUUCGAGAGUGCUUACAGUUGUUUAUCAACCAUUCGCAAUUGGGACGAUGGCUAUCUUAGUGUACCAUGAAUCCAGAGUUGACACAAGAAAGAGGAAUAUAGUUGGAUACGCUCUUUUCACUCUAAGUACACUCUUUCUCAUAGUUUUGGACUUAGCCACGUCAGGGAAAGGGGGAAUUGGGCUUUAUUUCGGUAUAUGUGUGCUUGUUGCCUGUUUUGGAGUGGCCAAUGCUCAAGUUCAGGGUGGUAUGGUCGGCGAUCUGUCUUUCAUGUGUCCUCAAUUCAUGCAGUCGUAUUUCGCUGGUUCAGCUGCAUCAGGAGCACUAACAUCUGCUUUGAGGUUGAUGACAAAGGCAGCCUUUGACAAGACUCAUGACGGUCUUCGCAAGGGAGCUAUGUUGUUUCUGGCAAUCUCUACGUUCUUUGAGUUUAUAUGCAUCAUUCUGUAUGCUACUUGGUUCGCUAAGAUUCCAGUUGUGAAAUCCUGCCGCUCCAAGGCGGCCUCGGAAGGGUGUAAAUCUGUGUCGGCUGACCUUGCUGCAGCUGGAAUUCAAAGACAGGAUGAAGGCUCUAAAGAUGAUCGAUUGAGCAACAAACAAUUGUUGUUUCAAAAUAUAGAUUAUGCCAUUGGUCUAUAUCUUACACAUGUUUUGACAUUGACAAUCUUCCCGGGCUUUCUCUAUGAGAACACGGGAACACACCAAUUGAGAUCAUGGUACUCACUAGUUUUGAUUGCUAUUUACAAUGUAUGGGAUUUCAUAGCUCAGUACAUUCCCCUUAUCAGUUGGCUCAAGUUAGAGUCCCGAAAGGGCCUCAUGUUAGCGACUCUUGCCCGUUUCCUUUUUGUCCCUGCAUUCUAUUUCACAGCAAAGUAUGGUGAUCAGGGGUGGAUGAUAAUGCUCGUUUCUUUCUUGGGCUUGACCCAUGGUUAUCUUACUGUCUCUGUUAUGACAGUAGCACCCAAGGGCUACAAGGGACCGGAGCAAAAUACCUUGGGCAACUUGCUUGUGUUGUUUCUCUUGGGUGGGACAUUUACGGGAGUUGCUCUAGGCUGGUUGUGGAUGAUAGGCAAUGGCAAGUUUUAGAGAGCUGUCAUCACUUUCAUGAGGAUGACUUUCGUUAGGGAAGGAAAUGAUCUCACUUGAGGUUCUUUCGAUUCACAUAUAUUGAAAAGGACACAUUCAGUUGUUAGGCUAAGUACAAGUCACAUUUCCCUUUCUCUAUAUAUAAAUGCCCAUUAAUUUUGCAAGUAGAAUGCAAUGGUAUUUUAUUUGAAUUUAUCAAUUAUAGUAAAUGUUUCGUUACGGCGACAAUGCUGCUUGUACUUUCACACUCAAACC
Messenger RNA from Syzygium oleosum, 1798 nucleotides. Its product is annotated as equilibrative nucleotide transporter 3-like. Bases 281 to 1543 code for a protein of 420 amino acids. Lineage: Eukaryota; Viridiplantae; Streptophyta; Magnoliopsida; Myrtales; Myrtaceae. Gene Ontology annotation, molecular function: nucleoside transmembrane transporter activity. The record is from RefSeq and is a predicted model, not a curated record. Gene Ontology annotation, biological process: nucleoside transmembrane transport. The transcript has 10 exons. Gene Ontology annotation, cellular component: plasma membrane.